Messenger RNA from Phlebotomus papatasi, 3397 nucleotides. It is a transcript of the gene beta-Man, whose product is annotated as beta-mannosidase. Bases 269 to 3049 code for a protein of 926 amino acids. The transcript has 4 exons. The record is from RefSeq and is a predicted model, not a curated record. Gene Ontology annotation, biological process: carbohydrate metabolic process; glycoprotein catabolic process. Lineage: Eukaryota; Metazoa; Arthropoda; Insecta; Diptera; Psychodidae. Gene Ontology annotation, molecular function: beta-mannosidase activity.
UCUAUCGUAGAGAGAGCUUAAAUGAUUGUUGCAUAUUAAAAUCGAUUUGACGCGGUGUGUGGGUAGCUCAUAGAAGUUCUGGCUGGUUGCAAUGUUUAAUGCCCACGGAGAGUUAUUUUUCGUGCUUAGUGGCCAGAGAGAGUAAGAAAGAGAGUAUAAGAGGGACUUGGUGAUAAGCUUCAGUGACCAAAGAGACACUCUCGAUGAGCCCAAGAGUAUUCAGUGGUGACUCGAGUGGCAAUCGAGGAGGAGCAAAUUUUCUGUUUCUAUGUCGUGCCUCUGGUGGAGCUUCGGAAUCAUGAGUUCUGCAACUACAAUUGGAUUCCUAGUCCUCUACCUUGUAGCAUUCACAACCUCCAGUCAAAUUGUCCUCAACUCCGGAUGGUCUCUGUCCAAUGCAAAUGCAACCAUUGGACUUACUGAACUUUCACUCCCUUCUGGCGUCUACACGGCGCUCCAGAAUGCCGGUCUUACCGGCUCUGUUCUACAUUCCUACAAUGACGUCAAUCUCCGAUGGAUCGCAUUGGACAAUUGGACAUACUUCCUCAAUUUUAGCGUAACCGAUGAAAUCUUAGCUUCAAAAUAUAUUAUCCUCACGUUCCAUGGAGUAGAUACCAUUGGUCAAGUUCAUUUUAAUGGUGUGGAGCAAAAGUCCAUCACAACCGGCAAAUAUGAACUGGACAACAUGUUCAUUCGUCACAGAUUCAACAUUAAAAAUUUAAUAAUGGAACCUUACUUCAAGAGUUUUUCCUAUUUAACUGUGACACUAACUUCCCCAGUUACUGCUGCAAAGUCCUUGGCUCAGCAAUACCCCACAACUCCUCCAGAAUGUCCACCAAAUGUUUAUAAUGGGGAAUGCCAUAUGAAUUUUCUACGGAAAAUGCAGGCUAGCUUCUCUUGGGACUGGGGUCCUGCUGUUCCAUCUUCAGGACUUUGGAAGCCUGUGGUGCUUGAGUAUUACAAUUCUGUGCUCAUUAGGGAUAUUACAGUGAAGCUAGAAGAGAAUCUUGAGGAGGAUUUGUGGUUUAUCCACAUGGUAGUUUAUAUCGAAGCAGGAAGUAGUGUCAGCGACGUCAGAGGAACGUUAAGGGUGAUCCUUGCUGAUUUUCCCGGGAGUGAAAAUAGCUUCAGAGUAGACGACAAGACUGACAAUCGUGGAGAACUUGCUCUAUCUCUAACAGUUAAUGUGUCCAGGAGUGAUGUAGAGUUGUGGUGGCCAAAUGGCUAUGGUAAACAGAAACUCUACAUUGUCCAAGUAAUCUUCGAUCCCAGAGAUCUUCCCCGUACCAGAGGAAAUUCUAUUCUGCAUUUUAGGCAGGAACAAGCAUUUAAGAGUAUCAAGAUUGGUUUCCGGACUAUUGAACUUAUUCAGGAGGAGACAUAUGCCAAUGGAAAAGAAGGACUCUCCUUCUAUUUCCGCGUCAACGGAGUGCCGAUCUUUAUGAAGGGCACCAAUUGGAUUCCUGCAAGUAUUUUGCCUGAAAAGUCUUUCAGUGCACCAAGAGUCAAAGAACUCCUAAAAGCCGUCAAAUCCUCCAAUAUGAAUAUGAUUCGAGUUUGGGGUGGAGGAGUUUAUGAAGAUGAUCGAUUCUAUGACCUCACAGACACUUACGGUAUCCUCAUUUGGCACGAUCUUAUGUUUGCUUGUGCAAUGUAUCCUGUUUAUCCGGAUUUCCUCAAUUCAGUUCGCGAAGAAGUUCAUCAGAAUGUUCGAAGAAUACAGAGUCAUCCGAGUGUGGCCAUCUGGGCUACAAACAAUGAGAAUGAAGUAGCCCUUGUUCAGAAUUGGUAUCAUACAGGAGGUGAUCGUGCGCGUUUUGAACAGGAGUAUCGCAAGCUCUAUAUAGAUGUCGUUAAGAAGGAAGUGGAAGCUACUGAUCCAUGGAGGGAAUGUCUCAGUUCAUCUCCAUCAAAUGGACGUCAGACUGAGGCUGAAGGAUGGAUAUCUAAGGAUCCACAGGAUUGGCAUUUUGGUGAUAUUCACUACUAUAAUUACGAUCUCGAUGCUUGGAAUCCAACAAUUUACCCUCGUCCUCGCUUUGUCUCCGAAUACGGCUUUCAGAGUCUCCCAUCAUUAAGAGCCCUUGAGAGCACCCUUCUAUACAGUGACAACAUCUCUCAAAUGAUUGACCACCGACAGCAUUCACCCCUGCGGAAUUUCCCCAUGACGAUCCUCAUAAAGCGGCACCUGCCACUUGAAUCUCUCACCGGAAAUCCCCAGGAAGUCCUAGAGGCGUACAUAUACUUCAGUCAAGUGAGUCAGGCCAUGGCUGUGAAGACAGAGACUGAGGUCUAUCGGGCUAAUCGCAUUGGACCAAUGAAUACCAUGGGAGCGCUAUAUUGGCAGCUCAGUGAUGUCUGGGUGGCUCCUUCAUGGUCUAGCAUUGAAUUCAAUGGCAACUACAAAAUCCUGCAACACUGGGUGAAGCAAUUCAUGGCUCCACUUCACAUCAUUCCCCUUGUUGAUUCCUUGAAGAAUCUCAAGAUAUACGUGGUGAGGGACACUUUGGGAGACAACCAAGAGUUCACAGUAAGACUUCAUCUGCAUCAUUGGGCAGGAUUUGAUGUGAAACUGGAGAAAUCCUGGUCACUAGAUAUGGAGGAAAAUACUGUUGUACUUCUGGACACUCUCAAUUUUGUGGAUAUCUUCGGAUCAGAGGUAAUGGAAAAGUCAGGAUUCCUUUACUUCCUCUUAGAAGAUACAUCUGGCAGGAUUUUGUCUACAAAUUUCAUCUUUCCGGAGAAAUUAAAGGAUGCUCAAGGAAUUGCUAAUCCCUACAUUGACGUCGUCGUAGCGUCAAACCGAUGUAGUUUCUCCGUGAGCCAAAUCUCUCUGGAAGUAAAGGCACGAGCUCCGGCAAUUUUCGUCUAUUUGCAGAUUUACAAUACCAGAAUUCAGACCUAUACUCUGUCCAAAAAUGGUUACAUUCAACUAGAGCCAAUUCAAAUGAUUCGGCUGGAGUUUGAGAAUGAAAAUUGCGCAACAGUCCUCCAGAAGAGCGAUAUUCGCAUUCUAACCAUUAAUGACUACCUGAAGACCACCCAGUAAUUUUGUGACUGUGCAGCAAAAAAAAAAAGACAAACAUCCAAGUGAAAUUAUAUGCAAAAGAGAUUGAGAGAAUUAUGCAAAUUUAACCACGAUGUCAUGCGCACUUCUCAAGUGAUAAUUUCUCAAUCGCCGCACGAAGGUCGUUCACUUCAUUAGCAUGAGAACAGCUCUCUGGAAUGCCACCGAAAACCUCCUGGAACUCCUCCAAAUAGUCUCUCCCCAGGGACUUUGCCGUUUCUGCAGGUGACCAAUUGAUACAUCAUAAGUGAUUUAUUACUAAAGUUAUCGUUUAUCCAUAGCAAUUGAGAAGUCAAUCAAUAAAAUAAGAUUUUGUUUUUAAAUAGCAAA